This is a messenger RNA of Paramecium primaurelia, 1259 nucleotides long. The record is from the annotation of a GenBank genome assembly. NCBI's taxonomy places the organism in Eukaryota, Ciliophora, Oligohymenophorea, Peniculida, Parameciidae.
AUGAACUCAAGAAGCACACAUCUUACAGAAUAUGCAAUCAAAGAAAUCAUCUCCGAGAAAUUCGCUUCAUGGAAAUCAGUCAGUCCUUCAAAUAUCAGCAUCACUAGAUUGACAGGCUUAACAAAUAUUACUUAUAAAGCCUAAGCUAUGAUUGACACUACACCUUAAACAAUUUUGUUCAGAGAGUAAUGAGUUUUAUCAUUUAAAAUUAGAUUUGGGAAUGCUGAAGGAUUCGUGGAUUCAUAAUAAGAGAGAAUCAUCUUUAAAACUAUAUCUGAUAUGGACCUCGGACCUUAAGAGUUGGAAUGUGGUAACAGUUGGAGAAUGGAAGAAUUUGUAAAAGAUGGAGUACAUCCUAACAACUAAAAGAUGGCUGAAGCUAAUUUUUAAUUUAAGUCAAUGGGAGUGUUAUAGAAAUUCCAUUAGAUGGAGAUCCCUAUACCUAAUAAUGGGUCAUCUUCUAUUAUAAAUAAGACACUUUCAGGAGAAAUGAAAGCAAAUGUUAUCAAGAAGAUUGAGAAACGAGAAUUAUAUACAGAUGUAGAACUUAAAUAGUUGGAAUGUAUGGAAAACUUCAUAAAUAAUGAAGAAGAAUUCAGUUAUUUAAAUAAAAUGACUAGAAAGGAGAAUAAUGAAGAGGUAUUGUUAUUAACAAUAAUUUUUAGUUAAAAUUCUGCCAUAAUGAUUUGAAUUAAUUAAACAUAUUUAAUACAUCUAAUAAAGACAAAGAAAUCAUAUUCAUUGAUUAUGAAUAUUGUUCAUACAAUUAUCCAUCUUAUGAUAUUGCUAAUUUUCUUAAUGAAUCUGCAAUUAAUUAUUAAUAUGAAGAAGCACCUUACUACAUUCUUGUGGAUGACAAUUUUAAUACUGCUCCAAUUUAAGCACAUUUCCUUGCACUUAGUUAUAUACUCAAUAAGGAGUGUACCUAAAUAGAAAUAGAAUAAAUCUAAAAGUUGAUCAAUGAAAAAACUAAUAAAAAUAAAGAUGAAUUAAAGACUUUCAUUGAAUUAGUUAAAUAAAUUCUUGAAUAAAGAUUAAGUUAAUAAGAAAUUGUUGAAUUAUUCCAUGCAAUUUCUUAUCUAAAAAGAAGAAUUAGAAGAUAAUAAAUAUUAUCCAAUUUGAAUUGGAUAUGGUGGAGUAUUCUUUUAGCUCAUGAAAAGAAUUCUCUCAAUUUUGAAUAUAUAGAUUAUGGUUUUUUGAGAUUCAAAAUGCUUGAAAAACUUUUAGAAUUAGAAAAAGCAAGAAAAAAUACUUAAUGA